Molecule: messenger RNA, 2407 nt
Organism: Dermacentor andersoni
Lineage: Eukaryota; Metazoa; Arthropoda; Arachnida; Ixodida; Ixodidae
Product: dol-P-Glc:Glc(2)Man(9)GlcNAc(2)-PP-Dol alpha-1,2-glucosyltransferase-like
Biological process (GO): protein N-linked glycosylation; dolichol-linked oligosaccharide biosynthetic process
Cellular component (GO): endoplasmic reticulum
Molecular function (GO): dolichyl pyrophosphate Glc2Man9GlcNAc2 alpha-1,2-glucosyltransferase activity
Source: RefSeq, a predicted model, not a curated record
GUUUUCCUUUAUUUUUGUAGCAGCUUGAACCAUGUUAGUCGCGUGUCUUCUGCCUGAAAAACCAGUUGCUGCAUGCACUGUGGAUGUUUUCGUGCCACCUCAGACGGCACGUGCGUUCUCGAGGGUUGUUUUUCGGGACCCACGGUUGUGGCGUCGGAAAACGGUGACCUCGCCUGCGACACCAACCGCGCACCCAGUUGUGCCUACAUAAACGCCCUCGACAGAAGCGAGUCAUGCGCGUCUCGCGCAAGCCAGCGAUUCGAGCGAGAGAUGUUCUUUAUCGGAAGCCUAGUGUCCAACCUGGCGACGCGACACGGCGCCUUCUUGGCGACGUUGUCGGUCGUAGCGCUGUCCUCGGUCGCCGUGUCGCUCGUGGUCUACCGAGUUGAGCCGGAGCCUUACCUGGACGAGAUCUGGCACGUCCCCAUGGCGCGAAAUUACUGCGCCGGAAAUUACAGCCACUGGGACGACGAGGUCACCACACUGCCGGGAGUCUACGCCCUGUCCAUGGCGUUGCUUUUCGUGCUCGGCUUCUUCAGUUCGGCGAACCACUGCACCGUUUACGUCCUCCGCUGCACCAACGUGGUCUUGGGGCUGGGCAACUGGAUCGCGGCGUACGCGAUCGCCGACAAGUUGGCUCGGCCCGGCGACUCCUCGCGCCUCAAGCCUCUUCUGGUCAGUGCCGCGGUCAACUCCCUCCCCAUUCUCCAGUCGCUCACGAACGUUUACUACACCGAGCCGGGAGGCGUCUUUUUCCUCCUGCUGAUGUACCUGUCGUACCUCCACCGGCGACACUGGCUGGCGGUGACCUUCGGAGCUGUGGCUGUAUUCUUCCGGCAGUCUUCCGUGCUGUGGGUGGCCAUGACGGCUGGUUUCGUGGUCAUGGACACGUUCGAAGCAAGCGUUCAAGUCUCUUACAAGAACGUGGUUCUAGAAAGGCAUCAAAAAGGCGGCAAGAACGGCGUCCGGCGACUGCACACACCGGGAAGGGACAAUAAUGCUGUACAAGGACACUUUCCGGGAGACUGCGAGAACAACGUCCAAGGACAACGUCCUGGUGGAGACUGCAAGAACUCUGAAGUUUGUGGAAGCAUACUUCAGGGACAUAUACCGCGAGACCGCAGGAAAGGCCUUCGCGAACGCUGCGAAGAACACUACGGGAACGGCGUUCAAGGACAGAUCCAAGGAAGUCACAAGAAUGGCGUCCGUCGUACGACGGCGUCGCACCAAGAACUGCAAGCCAAGGACCGUCUCCAUGUCGUCUGGACGAUCGUGGUCGACGACCUGCGCGUGGCAUUUAGAGACUGCAUCGGUUACCUUCUCGUUGGCCUCUGCUUCGCCGCAUUCAUCGUCUUCAACGACGGCAUCGUCGUGGGGGACCGCGAGCAUCAUCGGCUCUGCUUUCACCCCCCUCAGAUGGGGUACUUCUUGGUCUUCACGCUCUUGCACGCGGCGCCUCACUUACUCAGACCGUCGGUCAUCGCCGACUUCCAGAAGAGCCUUGCACGAAGGCCGCUCGCGUACGCGGCAGUAACGCUGAUCUCGGUCCUCGCCGUCCAGAACUGCACGCACCUGCAUCCUUACACCCUGUUGGACAACCGUCACCUGACGUUCCACGUCUGGACUCACGUCCUGGGCAGGGGCCCGCUGGUACGCUGCUGCCUGGUGCCGACCUACGUGUACGCAGGCUACGCCGUCCUCCGCAGGCUUGAGCACACCCAGUUGCUGUGGCGUGUGCUUUACGUCGCCUGCGCGUUUGCCGCCACCUCGUUCCACGAGAUGCUCGAGUUUCGCUACUUCAUCGUGCCCUACGUCUUCUUCCGCCUUCACGUGCGGGACGACACCUACCGGGAGCUCUUGGCUGAGCUGGCGCUGAACAGUGUCGUGUACUGCGCGAUGCUGUACAUGUUCCUCUCCCGCGCAGUCGUGUGGAACAUUAACGGCACGGCUCAAAGUUUAUUUUGGUAGGGCGUUACUCGUCGUUAGAGAGUGCACUCCGUUGCAGUCUGGGGUCACCAUUGUCGUUUGUUUUCCUUCCAGAUACGCCCCCAACGACAUUUAGCCGCAAAAGCUUGAAGCCAAGGAAAAGCGUAGAGGAAACUAGCCUCCAGCUUCCCUAUAGGUGUGUUUUCUACAUUGAAAUGUAAAAUUAAAAGAUAGGUAGAUGGUCAUGUAUACUUGUGAAAUCCACAGUGCGUCGCAGGGGCCAUGUUGUGGUUAUAGGAUCGACUCCCGCGAUGGCAAGUUGUCGUUUCUUCUAUUUUCAUUUAACUUUAUAUUAUCUCAAUUAAAGAAUGCUGGUUAUUUCCCGUAUGCUUUCCUUGUCUGCAUUGUCAGCUGGAUACAUAUGUAUGUUGCCAAUAAAUACAAAAAGAGACAGCCCCUUCGCUCUUAUAAUCCUCCUCAC